ACAGCAUCCUCAAUUCCUUAUGCAGAUCACAUUUCACAGUACACUGGUGAUAAACUGAUAAUUGGUGCGUUCAGCAACUUCCCGUCAGGCGUCAAACCCACCAGCUGAGCUCGAAGUCAAGGCCAUUGGGGCAGAUGGCACAGGCAAUGGCGAUUCCGGCCGAGCUCUCGUGUUACCUGCUCCUCCUAGCUCUCCUAGCCAUCGUACCGCUCCUCUACUUGAAAGUUUCCCGCGGGAGGUCCAACUCUGGCCGGCGGCUGCCCCCGGGGCCAUGGGCUCUGCCGGUCAUCGGCCACCUGCACCACCUCGCCGGCGCGCUCCCGCACCGGGCCAUGCGCGACCUGGCCCGGCGCCACGGCCCGCUCAUGCUGCUCCGGUUCGGCGAGGUGCCCGUGGUGAUCGCCUCCUCCGCGGACGCGACCCGGGAGAUCAUGAAGACCCACGACCUGGCCUUCGCGUCGCGGCCCAUCGGGCCCAUGCUGCGCCGCGUGUUCCAGGGCGCCGAGGGCCUCCUCUUCGCGCCCUACGGCGACGCGUGGCGGCAGCUCCGCAAGAUCUGCACCGUCGAGCUCCUCAGCGCCCGCCGCGUCAGCUCCUUCCGCCACAUCCGGGAGGACGAGGUCGGCCGCCUCCUCCGCUGCGUCGUGUCCGCCGCGACGACGGGGCCGGUUAACCUGUCCGAGCGGAUAGCGGCGUUCGUCGCGGACUCCUCCGUGCGGGCCAUCUCCGGCUGCCGGGCCGAGAACCGCGACGAGUUCUUGAGGCUGCUGGAGGAGGGGAUCAAGGUCGUGCCCGGGAUGAGCCUGCCGGACAUUUUCCCUUCGUCGCGACUCGCCAUGCGCCUCAGCCGCGUGCCGGGCCAGAUCGAGGAACGCCGCCGCCGCAUGCUCGCCUUUCUGGAUACUAUCAUCCAGGAGCGCCAGGAGAGCAAAGCAGCAGGCAUCACAGGAGGCAUCAUCGAGGACUUGCUUGACGUGCUCUUGAGGCUCCAGAAGGACAUGGACUCACAGUAUCCCCUCACCACCUUGAACAUCAAAGUCGUCAUCCUCGACUUGUUUGCCGCAGGCAGCGAGACCUCGUCGACGAUGCUGCACUGGGCAAUGGCCGAGCUGAUGCGGAACCCGAAGGCGAUGCAGAGGGCGCAAGAGGAGGUCCGGAGGGAGCUCGCCGGCCACGACAAGGUAACAGAGGACAGUCUGACAAACCUGCACUACCUACGGCUAGUCAUCAAGGAGACGCUCCGGCUGCACCCGGCGGCGCCGCUCCUGCUGCCGCGGGAAUGCGGCAGCCCGUGCCAGGUGCUCGGGUUCGACGUGCCACAAGGCGCGAUGGUGCUCGUGAACGCGUGGGCGAUCGGCAGGGACCCGGCGCAGUGGGACGCGCCGGAGGAGUUCGUCCCGGAGAGGUUCGAGGAGCAAGGCGGCGGCGGCGGCAGGGACUUCAAGGGGACGGACUUCGAGUUCGUGCCGUUCGGCGCCGGGAGGAGGGUAUGCCCCGGCAUGACGUUCGGUCUCGCGCACAUCGAGCUUGCGCUCGCGGCGCUGCUGUUCCACUUUGACUGGAAGCUGCCGGAGGGGAUGGCCCCUGAGAAGAUGGACAUGACGGAGCAGGCCGGGCUCACCACGCGCCGGCAGUCUGAUCUAUUGCUGGUCGCGAUGCCACGUGCUCCUGUGCCGAUCGAGUAAGUAAGGGCUAUUGUAUUGUGCCUGGUGGUGUACCGCUGUGUGUUGCUUCUCUGGUCCUUUUCUGGCGUAGUGGGUACAUAUACCUAUUAGGCUAUUACCUGUAUAGUAAGACGUACAAAGUUGUUGGCGUCAUUUGUUUUUACAUGUAUAAUAAGACGUACAAAGUUGCUGGAGUAUAUGCUAGUAAAGUAUUUACAUAGUCGUAGAUUUUGGUAGGAGAAAUGUAAUGAUAUUUUUUUGUACUGUAUCAUUUUAUUACUGUAUAGCAAUUGUCAAAUACUGUUACAAAAACUA
Molecule: messenger RNA, 1979 nt
Organism: Brachypodium distachyon (stiff brome)
Lineage: Eukaryota; Viridiplantae; Streptophyta; Magnoliopsida; Poales; Poaceae
Product: premnaspirodiene oxygenase
Exons: 2
Coding region: 135-1685 (516 amino acids)
Molecular function (GO): oxidoreductase activity, acting on paired donors, with incorporation or reduction of molecular oxygen; iron ion binding; heme binding
Source: RefSeq, a predicted model, not a curated record